AGGAGUCGAAACGAAUCGGAGGCGAACCGAUCCCAAUCUCUCUCUUCCCCCUCUCCGUCAUGGCUGAGCCGCCGCCGCCGCCGUCGCAGUCGCCGGCGCAGACGCCGCCGCCGCCACAGCAUCAGCAGCAGCCGGCUCCCGGGGCGGGCGGGCGCGAGGACAUGCUGGCGUGUGUGGCGGCGCUGGAGGCGGCGCUGCUGCCCUGCCUCCCCGCGCGCGAGCUCCAGGCCGUCGACCGCUCCCUCCAGUCCUCGCACCAGAUUGACGUUGAGAGGCACGCCAGGGACUUCAUGGAGGCUGCCAAGAAGCUCCAGUCUUACUUCAUCAGCCUGCAGCGCGAGGACCAACCAACAGCAGAAGAGAUGCUUCGGAAGGAGAUCACUACAAUGGAGGAAGAACUGAAGACCAAGUCUGAGCUUACUGCCAAGCACACGAAGCUGAUUGAAGGGUGGCGGAAAGAACUGAAGGAGCAGCUGGGGAAGCACAUAACUGAGCUCGAAAGAGUGUGAGGAGUGUGAUGCUGCAGUUUACCUUGCAAUGACCAUGAACUGUGUACAUCAAGUAGAACACCCAUUGUAACAUGUUUUUAGGAUGCUAACAGUCAGUUGGCUUUUGGUUCUCUGUUGCGGAAGACAGAAACAAAGCCACUUAUUGAUGUUUGAUGAUGUAUUUGCUUAUGGACUAUGCAGUUGCAUUAGGCAUGGUUUUUUUUUUUGGUUGUCAUUGUGUGAAAGAUGCAUGAAUAAAACUGUGUUGAUUGCUUCAAA
Panicum hallii is the source of this 767-nucleotide messenger RNA. RefSeq names its product mediator of RNA polymerase II transcription subunit 28. Lineage: Eukaryota; Viridiplantae; Streptophyta; Magnoliopsida; Poales; Poaceae. The record is from RefSeq and is a predicted model, not a curated record. Gene Ontology annotation, cellular component: mediator complex. The transcript is spliced from 3 exons. Gene Ontology annotation, biological process: regulation of DNA-templated transcription. The coding region runs from base 60 to 509 and encodes 149 amino acids.